Molecule: messenger RNA, 1680 nt
Organism: Sipha flava (yellow sugarcane aphid)
Lineage: Eukaryota; Metazoa; Arthropoda; Insecta; Hemiptera; Aphididae
Product: glycerol kinase-like
Exons: 3
Coding region: 42-1604 (520 amino acids)
Biological process (GO): triglyceride metabolic process; glycerol-3-phosphate biosynthetic process; glycerol metabolic process
Cellular component (GO): mitochondrion
Molecular function (GO): glycerol kinase activity
Source: RefSeq, a predicted model, not a curated record
CUCACGAAUUACAUGGACAUGGCAGUGAACAUGGAGUGGACAUGGCCGCGGUGGGCGCGAUAGUGGUGAACACCAACGACGCGUGCUUCUACACGUUCCGCACUAACUCCACGUGCGUAGUGAGUUCACACCGAGUGCCGGUGUUCAAUUUAGCGACGUCGCGCGAUGGAUGGGCAGAACAGAAUCCGAUGGCCUUACUGGAAGCGGUGCGGCAGUGCGUGGACCGGACGGUGACCGCGGGACAGGUGAUGGGCAUACCGGUGGCCACGGUCGGUAUAGCCAACCAUCCGGGCUCAGUGGUCGCGUGGAACAGACGAACGGGGGCCGCGCUUUGCAACCUGAUCCUGUGGUCGGACCACCGGACCGCGACCAUGGUCGAAAGGUACUCGUGGUCCUACGGCAAGUACCGGUUCCAGACAACGUGCGGAUUGCCGUUCAGCACGUGUUUCGCCGCGUUUACGAUCAAGUGGCUCAUCGACAACGACGUGUGCGUUAGCGAGGCCUACAAAAACGGCAAUUGUUAUUUCGGCACCGUGGAUACAUGGUUGUUGUGGAACCUGACCGGCGGCCUGAAAAAUGGAGUGUUUGCCACUGACACAACUAACGCGGCCAACACGUUCCUUAUGAAUAUAAACUCGUUAAGGUGGGACAAAAAACUCCUCAAAUUCUUCGGGAUUACAAUCGACUGUCUGCCGACGAUCAAAAGCAGUUGCAAUGUAUACGGGAGAUUUGCGGAUGGGCCGCUAAAGGACACAAUAAUAUCCGCGGUCAUGGGGAACCGGCAAGCGGCUCUGAUCGGUCACAGAUGCUUCAAGCGUGGGUCGACCAAAAUCACUUUGGACGAUGCCGGUUCUGUGUUUUACGUCACCGACGAGACAAAGAUUUUUUCAGAUAACGGGCUCAUGACAACCAUCGCGUACCAUUUAGACGUGAAGCCUGUGUAUGCGUUGGAGGGUAAGAUCGCUCUGGCCGGCAAAUCAAUCAAAUGGACGAAAAAACAGUUUAACAUCGAAGAUAAAGAUUGUCAAAAGAAAAACCCAUUUUCGAUGUACUUUGUCCCCGCGUUCCACGGCCUGUACGCGCCGCAUUGGCAGCCCAUGGCUCGCUGCGCCCUGGUCGGCAUGAACCAGUACACUUACCGAGAAAGUAUUCUGAAGGCUGCGAUGGAGUCUGUGAGCUUUCAGUCGCAGGACAUCCUGGAAGCGAUGCGGUUGGAUUCGAAGGCACCAUUGGACCAUUUGAAGGUAGACGGGUACCUUUCGACGAACAAGACGAUAAUGCAGUCUUUGUCAAACAUCACUAACGCGCGGGUGGAGGUGGCCACGAACAACGAAAUGGCUGAAUUAGGCGUAGCCAUGGCAGCUGGCUAUACGGCUGAGAUAAAUGUGUGGAAUGCGCUGUGCAUGCCCGAGGACGUAGGUAAGACGUACGAGUCCAAGAUGAAGGUUGACGAGCGCGAGAAGAGGAUUUACGGUUGGAAGAAAGCGCUACGGUCCAGUUUCAACUGGAUCGGGUUUAAGAAGCCAGCAGACUAUUUAUGGACCGUAGCGCCGGUCGCGACGGCAGGGAUAUUAUUAUUAGGAAUGUAUUUGAUAACCAAAUAGUAUUCAAUCGGUGAAUUUAUCACAAGCGUGAAGUUCACCAUUCCCAAGUUGUCACAUUAAUAUCAAACGUACAUAA